Molecule: messenger RNA, 2239 nt
Organism: Dreissena polymorpha
Lineage: Eukaryota; Metazoa; Mollusca; Bivalvia; Myida; Dreissenidae
Exons: 4
Coding region: 109-951 (280 amino acids)
Source: RefSeq, a predicted model, not a curated record
GUUUUCAGUUGUUUACGUGUAUAAAACCGCCGUUGUUUCUGGCACCGUACUUCAUUUCACGGUCGCAUUCAUUUGAACUGACGAUCUUUUUGAACAUAAACAUCCAACAUGUUGAGAGCAGUUUGCUUUACUGGAAUGAUAUCAGUCCUUACCAUCAACACAACUAGAGCACAGUCCACAACGGGUUCCAAUGCGUGGUUUGGCGCCCCAGGAGACACGAUGAUGUAUUUGGACACCGAUACCAACGUGACAUAUGAUACGUGCGUAACGAUGUGCAGUACAACGAGCACUGCUGAUGGUAUUGCGUAUUGCGAUGGAAAUAAGCUCUUCGCAAAUAAGCUCUGUCAGAUUCUACAAGCAAACGAUCCUGUCAAAAAUGUUCGGGAAAUAUGGUGUAAAGACACGACGACUGGGACAUGCUCAGCGGUGCUUACUAGUAGUGGCGGACAAUACUUUCCCUUUCCUCCAACUGACUGUAGUGGUAACAGAGACUGCCUAUGCGAAAAGAAUACCGCAUUGACAGCACCUCAGCAUACAGCGACAGUACCAUCCCCAUCAACUACCAUACAGACACCAAAGCUAGCAACACGCACCACACAUAUACCAAAUAGUCUUACCAAACCUUCGGGCAUCACUGCGACGACUCCUACCGAAACAUCGGCCACCACAACGACAACGUCUCCAGCUCCCAUUCGUGCGCCGUCCGCCCGCGCCACUUUCCAUGACUUCCUUAUGCCGCCAAAGUUCAGCCUGCCUCCAGAUACAGACAGGCUGCAGCACGUGCAGACGAACUCCCAGGUGGUCUGCGCAGCGAGAUGUCUGCGCAUGACCGGCUGUAGGUCCUUCACCCUUCGUCCAACGGAGAACGCAUGUAACCUCUACAAGGGCGACUACUCGGGUGGUGGUGCCGAUGUUGACCCCUCGGACACGAAGUACUUUGUGAAACAUUAGAGACAUUCUAGUAUCAGAGAACAAUUUACUCUAUGUCACAAAUGUGUCACUUACGAAUAGCUCAUAUUAGUUUGUUUCUAUGUUUGUGUUAAUGUUCGUUUAAGCCAUUUAUGCUUAGUGGACUCUCCAAUCCAUUUAAAAUGGAUCAAUUUAAUUCCAAAAUUAGGGAUGUCUAGUACGUGUGUAUAUUUAUUUCUAUAUUAAGAAUAUUUCUUACAGAAAUCUCUUUAAGCAAACAUCAUGCGGCGUCUAAUCUGGGUCUACGCUGUUUGCCAGGGCCUUUUUUCUGGACGCUAGGCAUAAAUGGGUUAAUGUUCGCUUUAAAUGGAAAUAAAAUUUAGCAAUAUAACGAUGGAACUUAUUUCAUGGAAGUCAAUUGAAAUAUCAAACUUGAUGUACCGUAAUAGUUUCUAACCUGAGCCUCGUUCUGGGAAAACUGAGCUUAACCCUUUGCAUGCUGGGAAAGUUGUCGUCCCACAGCGUUCUGUGGCGUCUCAUCUGCAUCCAAACUGUUAGUAAAGGCCUUUAAAAUCCGGUUCCAGCGCUGAAAGAGUUAAUACAUGUGCGUAAACUGUCGCCUAUGCAUCCCGGGCGUGCUUAUCAGGGACAAUACUUUACACUCGUAUUUACUUUUUCGUUAAAAGAAGUUCCAUUUUUGACGAUGCUGCGAAGCAGCUCGUCUAAGUUAUCAUACCAUGAAAAAUUCUUCACAAUGGCGACCUAUUUAAAAUACCGAGCCAGUCCGAUUGAGAUAGCUCGAUUUUUCUAAUCGGCAUACCUCGCUGAUUAUCAUUGAUAAAGGUAUAGGAAGCUCAGCUAUAAAUAGGACAGCAUAUUCUGUGAAAAAGAUUUAUUAAUAGUUUGAACACGUUAAUUUUAAAUCAGUUAUAUUCAAUCCAUUAUAUGUUUAUAGAUCAAUAAAACAACUAUGCAUUUUCUGUAUUGUAUUUGACAUUUGUCGUGAUUCAGUAAAUAAAUUGCGAAUUAAAACGUGUAUGAUUAACUUUCAACGCGAUCAUGAGUAUAAAGAAAACACAUUAUUUCGAACCUGCCAUUUGUAACCGUUGUAGCGACUAUGGUAUAUAACCAGCAUAAUAGCCGUAAGAUAUCUGUGAAACUCGCUCUUAUGCGUGCUUUCUCAUUUUGCAUAUUUAAUAAACUUUUCAAACAGAAAUUACAGAACCACAUCAGUACACAUACUAUGUUUGAUAAUUCAUUCGUUUGUUGGAUAUUGUUUGUGGUUUUAAACACAUAUAAGGUCAUAUCGCGGAGAUUUAGUUAACCUUAC